This is a messenger RNA of Dentiscutata erythropus, 996 nucleotides long. The record is from the annotation of a GenBank genome assembly. Lineage: Eukaryota; Fungi; Glomeromycota; Glomeromycetes; Diversisporales; Gigasporaceae.
AUGGCAGCAGCUUUAGCCAACAUUUUAUGUCCUACUCCAAUUCACUCAUCUAUGCAAUCAAUUUUCACCCAACACUUAAGACGUUCAAACGCGUCAGUUGAUAGGCAAAAUGCACCCAGACCUUAUAAAUGUAAUAUAUGUUUUAGAGGUUUUUACAGAUUGGAACAUCAAACUCGUCAUAUUCGUACUCAUACUGGAGAAAAACCUCAUCAUUGUGAUUUUCCUGGUUGUGAAAAGAGGUUCUCUAGAUCUGAUGAAUUAACUCGUCAUAGACGUAUUCAUACAAAUACAAAUAAAAAGGAUAAACGCAAACAGCAACAAAAAAUGACCGUUGAAUUCAAAAAUAACAAUGCAUUCCGGUCUAGAAGUAAUAGUAAUAGUUCAAAUGCUAGUUCAUCUAGUACUAGUUCUGCUGGUUCUAUCGAUGGAAAUCCUUCAAUGUUUCAUCCAGUUCAUCCAGUUCAAUUACCUCAAUCAUCUAUCGCUAUCGCUAUUCCUACAAUGGAUUAUCAUCGAGUUCAGGGUAUAAAUUAUCCUGUUGCGCAACAUCCUACAUUAGAAUUUCCUAUAAUUGAUCCAUAUCCUAAACGUAUUCGUUCUAAUGAAAAUAAUGAAUACCAUUUGAUGAGUCCUCCUUUAUCUGCCAUUGUACCUUUUGAUGUUCAGGCUAAUUCACCCCCAACAAUGUGUCAAGAUAAUGGUUCCGAUGAAGAACGCGAAUUCAUGCCUACUCCUGCACACACACCUGAUAUUAGUCCUGAACCAUCACCAACUUUGGUUAAUGACCCGACAGCAUCUCCAAGAGCUAGAGCUUUACCACCUCUUCCAAAUAACAAUAAUGUUAUGCCUACGGUAAAUUCUACAACUGGACCUAUCGGUGUUAACAAUUCUUGUUUUGAAAUUUUCAAUAACAACAACUCGAACUCUUUCGAUUAUGGUCGUCAACAUGUAAAUUUACCAGCUCCUACUACUUUCAGUAGAUAUUACUUUCAGUAG